GCGCCGGGCGGUGUGUUACACACGCAGCGCGGGCACGGAGUGCGGAAGUAACGGGACGCCGCGUAUCGGCAUGUCAGACUUUCGGUAGCCGAAAUGUUUCAGCCUCGACACGGGCAGCGCUAACCGUGCGGCAGGAUGUGGCAGUGCUUGAGACGGCCAGGUGCAGGAGCGCGGGGGGAACGGGACGCUCUCCGCAUGGCCUGGGUUUGGAGGCACAAUAUGAAGCUCAGCAAAGUCACACACCCAGAUGCCAGGAAGCAGACUGUCUUCAUGUUGGACAGACCUCAUUGAAGUCCACAAGCAGAAGCUGGGCUUGUGGUUCAGCCACCUGCCCCAGGAAGAGAAGCAGUUUGGGGGUGUGUUCUCCCCUGAGACCAUGCAUGUGGAGCCCCUGAUGGUGGAGCAGAAGCCAGAGGAGGGUAAGGGCCUCCAGCAGGCCUCCAUGAAGACACUGGUGCCCCAUCACCCGUCCCUCACAGUGGAGCAGCUCUUUGACCCCCCCUCUGGUGGGCGCGGCCUGAACGUGCUGCUGUAUGGAGCAGUGGGGACAGGGAAGAGCACAGUGGUACGGAAGCUGGUUCUGGACUGGUGCGCUGGGUCCACACUGACCCAGUUCAAACUGCUGGUUCCGUUUUCCUGUGAGGAUCUUGCUCAGCUGGCCAGGCCCACGUCUCUCAGGGACCUGGUGGGGAGGAAGUACCUGCAUCUGCGGCGGACUCCCCUCCUCAGCGGGGAAGGAGACCAGGCCAAACACGUUCUCUUCAUCUUCAACGGCAUGGAGAAGAUGCUGCUGGACUUCCGCAUCGCCUCCACCGAGCUCUGCAGCGACCCUGCCGAACCCCUGCCCUCUGCAGCAGUCAUGGUCAACCUGCUGCGCAAGUACCUGCUGCCGGAGGCCAGCAUCUUGGUAACGACCAGACUGUCAGCGCUGGACCGUAUCCCGAAGAAGUACGUGAGCCGAUACGUGCAGAUAUAUGGCUUCAGCGACCCCGAUCGACAGCGGGCCUAUUUCACCAGCAGGCUGCUGCAGCAGAGCGGAGAGAAGCGGCUUCCGGAGGCCGAGUCCCUGAUCGAGCUGCUCUACCUCAACCUGCGGCGCAAGAGCCAGCUAGCCGCCGCCUGCUUCCUGCCCUCGUACUGCUGGCUCACUUGUGCCACGCUGCACCUGCUGCACUUCACCGACGCCCGGGCACCCAUCCGCACUCUGAGCGGCAUCUACACCAGCUUCUGCAGGCUGAAUUUUGGCGGAGAGGUGCUGGAGGCAGGCCCACAGCAGCAGGCAUCUUUGAUGUUGUAUGUAGUGCGCACUGUUGGGAAGCUGGCAUUCGAUGGCAUCACCAAUAAACGCACGUCCUUCUCUGAGGAGGAGCUGGAGCAGUGGGUGGGGGGUAAGACCAAGACCGACGAGGAGCUGCGGCAGCUGGCUGUGUUCCGCACCGACGUGUUGGACUUCUUCCUGGUGCCCUGUGUGGAGGCGGGCGAGGGGGAGGAGCGACGCUACGUGUUUGCGGUCCCUGCCAUGCAGGAGUACCUGGCCGCCCUGUACGUAGUGCUGGGAGAGAACAAGUCCGCCCUGGAGAAGCUGAGCAAGGAGGUGUCCUCGGCCAUCGGACAGGCUGGGGAGGAGGUGACUGCCCUGGUUAGCAUUCUCUCCAAAUUCAUCCCUCUCAGGAUCUUUGCUGUUUUCAACUUGCUUAAGCUGUUCCCCAGCCUCUUCGAGACCAUCUCCAGUCACAGCAAGGGUCGCAUCGCCAGAACAAUGGCAGCAGAGAUGUUCCGUUCUGAGGACAGCUUCAACGAGGACGUGCUGGACCAGAUGGAGCAGAGCCUGCUGGGGGUGCAGGGUCCACAGCCACAGCAGCGGCUGGAGGCCAAGCCCUUUGAGCUGUACCCCAUCUUCAUGGGGGGCCUGCUGCACUAUGGCAACCGCGUCCUGCUGGACCAGUUGGGCUGCAGUAUCAAGAGCUCAACGGUGUCGCAGAUCACCCGCACGCUACGCCGCCACCUUCUUAGGGAGAUCCGCAAGCCCCAGCCUCCCGAGGAGCUGAUGGAUCUCCUCGUGCUUCUGUAUGAGUUUCAGAACCCACGCCUCUCAGCAGAGGUGCUGGGCUCGCUCAGAGCGGUCAGCCUCUCCACAGUUCGCAUGACACCCCUCAAGUGCUUCAUCUUGAGCUCAGUGCUCAGCUGCACCCCCCACAGGCACCUAUUGGAGGAGCUGGACCUCUCGUCCUGCCACCUGACCCAGGAGCUGCUGGAGACGCUGUGUCCUGCCUUCCUCCAUACGCGCAGACUGAACCUGCAGUUUAACUGCCUGGGUCCCGAGUCCUGUGUAAUCUUCAGAGACCUUCUGCUUGAUCCAAGCUGUGCACUUAGAUCCUUACAGCUGUGUGAUAACCCGCUGCAGGAGGAGGGAGUGCGCUGCCUGCUCCAUGCUCUCCCCAGGAACCGCUCCCUGCGCCAGCUGUCUCUCAUGCACACGGGCCUGGGGGACGAGGGAGCUGCUGAGCUGGCAGAAAAGCUGGCCCAGCACGAGGGCCUGGAGGAGCUGAACGUGGCCUACAACAACAUCGGGGACAGCGCUGCCCUCAGCCUGGUGGACUCCUGCAGAGAGCACCCCACUAUUCACACACUGCAUCUGUACUUGAACCGUUUGAGUGAGGUGGGAAAGCAGUCCCUGUACGUGCACGGCACAGCGCGGGGACAGGAUGGGGCCAGCCGCCGUGUCAAGGUUCUGGCCUCGGUGACCGAGGGCUCAGAUGUCUCCGACAACUGGCACCCGAUCCUGAGCGUCAUUCGCAAGAACUCCACCUCCUGGGAGCGAGACCGAGUGCAGGAGCAGCUGCAGGUCUUCCUCCGGGACCUGGAGUCCGGCCGCAGGCAGCAGCACAGCUUCUGGAAGAGGCUGCACUUCCGCAGGGUUGAGAAAGGCGUGAGGGAAAUCCUGCACAUGCUGGAGAAGGGUGCCGCCUAGAGGCUGGGAGGAGAACAAGCUUAACACGUAUUAAAUGAUAUCAUAUGUUACUGGAGACAGUGAUGGCCUGACACAUGAGCUCACCCUCCCCUCAUUCUGAACACAUCUGUGAUUCUGUGUCCCCUCAUUCUAAACACAUCUGUGAUUCUGUGUCCCCUCAUUCUGAACACAUCUGUGAUUCUGUGUCCCCUCAUUCUGUUCACGUCUGUGAUUCUGUGUCCCCUCAUUCUGUUCACAUCUGUGAUUCUGUGUCCCCUCAUUCUGAACACGUCUGUGAUUCUGUGUCCCCUCAUUCUGAACACGUCUGUGGUUUGGUGCGGUGUCUCCUUCUCUCCGUGUCUGUGGUACAUGCGUCCUGCAGAAAUUACGUCUGUAAGAGCAGGACUCUGCAUGCUGUGCCUCAGCUGUGCUGAAGAGAAACAGAUCUGUAUUUGUGAGAUUUUUAGCUAUGUAUGUGGGUGCUAGUAUUUACAGGGGUCCUGAGGAAGAGGUGUGUAUUUGUUUUGUGUUAAAGCCAUAGUAAUCAGUUUUAAUCCAAUGGCAACUUAUGACUUCCAUUUAUUGCAAAAGGCAUAUUUGAAAUCAUCAGUCAUUUGUGGGAAAAAGAUUUACUGUCAAUCUUGAUUUUGAUCUCGAAUGGAAAACAAAGGAUUGAUACAAUGAACCUGACUAAAUUUUUUUACUUGAAUGCUGAACCCGCUUUGUGGUUUAAAGGUUCAGAGUAUUGAUAAUGAACAGAAAAAUGUGUUCUGAUAUGGAAUCAGUUCUCCAGGAUUUAUUAUCAUUUUAUUUUUGUUGAUUUGCUCUGCAAACGUCCGUAUGAUAUGUGUUUCGCUGGGUGGAGAAGGGCACAUGCUGGAGAAGGGUGCCGCCUAGAGGCUGGGAGGGGAACAAGCUUACCACUUAUUAUAUGAUACAGUAUGUGAUUGGAGACAGUGAUGGCCUGACACAUGAAGUCGCCAUCCCAUGAUUCUGUACAUGUUAAUUUGCUCGGCAGAUGUCCGUAUGAUCUGUGCUGUCCAUCAUAUGUAAGUGGAGAAGUGAGGAUAUUUCUGUUGAAAUAAACACCUGCAGCAGGUGAAGGUCUUUCCUGAAAGAAAUGUCAGCGCUUCACUCUGGACUCAAACCUGGAGCCCUCAGGCCUUUUUAGUAAAUGAGGAGAUUUUGUGCAACAAAGUAUAUACAUGAUAUUCCUGAUCUUAGACUCAACAUGUUUCAUAGUUCAGGGAGAGAGAUUAAAAAAUUGAAUUAGAAGUUUUUUAUAAGUGAAUGUAGUUAAUGGAACAAAAUAUUUGCCUUUAUGUCAAACGUUUGUCACCAAUGUGCCUGAGAAUUUGUUUGAACAAUGAAA
Megalops cyprinoides (Indo-Pacific tarpon) is the source of this 4322-nucleotide messenger RNA. It is a transcript of the gene nlrx1, whose product is annotated as NLR family member X1. Gene Ontology annotation, biological process: negative regulation of canonical NF-kappaB signal transduction. Gene Ontology annotation, molecular function: protein binding. The coding region runs from base 248 to 2971 and encodes 907 amino acids. NCBI's taxonomy places the organism in Eukaryota, Metazoa, Chordata, Actinopteri, Elopiformes, Megalopidae. The record is from RefSeq and is a predicted model, not a curated record. The transcript has 8 exons. Gene Ontology annotation, cellular component: mitochondrion.